UAAAGUUAGUAACACUAGCUACGUUUUAUACAGUGAGUGGGAACUCAUCCAACCUAGCAUAACAAGAGGAGAGGCUGAAUCAAUGAGCUCCUGUGUGAAGAAAACUUGAGCUGUCCUCCAUCUACCCUCUUCCCCUCCUCUCUCCCGGCCCCUGGGCCAGGGAAUGUGCCGGCUGGGAGAUGCCUUACGUGGAUCGGCAGAACCGGAUCUGUGGCUUCCUGGACAUCGAGGAAAACGAGAGCAGUGGGAAGUUCCUGCGUCGCUACUUCAUCCUGGACACCCAACCGGGCAGCCUGGUGUGGUACAUGGACAACCCUCAGAACCUGCCCAUCAGUGCGGACUGUGUUGGCUCACUCAAACUCACCUACAUCUCCAAGGUCAGCGACGCCACUAAGCAGAGACCCAAGGCAGAGUAUUGCUUCGUCAUCAACGCUGGCAUGAGGAAAUUCUUCCUCCAGGCCAAUGAUCAGCAGGACCUGGUGGACUGGGUGAACGCUCUCAAUAAGGCCACCAAAAUCACUGUGCCAAAGUCCUAUGAUGGCCAACAUAAUGUGGAGACCCAGAAAGCUCUUCUGGACAACCUGGGACCCAAGAAGCAGGUCUCCUACAGGACUGACAUCAUCGGGGGAGUUCCCAUCAUAACUCAGAUGCAGCAGGAAAGGGGAGAGGGCCAGGAGGGUUCCGAGCGAGAGUUGCUGCAGAGAUCCCACAACCAGCUGCCAUACUUCCUGGGCAGGCCGACCCAAGACAAGACGGUCAUCAAGUCUGGCUAUUGUGUGAAGCAGGGAGCUGUGAUGAGGAAUUGGAAAAGGAGAUAUUUCUUACUGGAGGAGAACUCAAUGAGUUACUUCAAAUCAGACCUGGAGAAGGACCCUCUGAGAAUUAUUCCAUUGAAGGAGGUCCACAAAGUUCAGGAGUGCAAACAGAGUGACAUCAUGAUGAGGGAUAAUCUCUUUGAGGUUGUCACCACUUCUAGGACCUUUUACAUUCAGGCUGACAGUCCAGAGGAGAUGCACAGCUGGAUCAAGGCUGUCUCUGGGGCCAUCGUAGCCCUGCGGGGACCUGGGAGAUCUGCAGCCACACAGGAGCACUGUGGCUGUUCCUCCUCUUCCACAUUCUACAGCAGCCACCCGGGGCCCCCCGUCCCUCGCUCGCCCAUAUCUGCAGUGCCACCCUACCCAGAAUGCCCUGCUGUCACGGGCGGCGCACGCCCGGAGCCUGGCGUGGGACAGCGAGCAUUUCAUGAGCCUCCUACCACGACCCAGCCAUGCCCGACUGUCACUGCAGGAGACACGCCUGUCCAAGUGACUGCUGCCACCACACUUGAGUCGCCAUGGAGACGGUGCAGCACCUUUGAGGGCUACCCACCAGAACCCCCCCCUUGACUUGGACCCUACCGACCUGCCAGUCAGUGAAGUCUGACCCCUACCAACAAACUAGGAGAUGAUGUGUGACAACAGUGAUAAUGGAGGAAAUGAGAGGAGUGCUUUUGAAUAACCGAGAGAAGCAGAACCAGGGGGUUGCUGGUCUCCUCCACCAAACUGACCAGAAGUCAUCUGGAUAGAAAUGGCAGAAAGCAGAAACUGGACUCCAUGCCAAAGUGAAUGACUGUAUAAUAUGUCUGACCUCCAUCCAUCUCGUUAUCUAACCCAACUAGUCAACCCUGGUCAGAUAUUAGAGUUGAAAGUCACUCAGGGACAGAGGGGUUGCAUUCUCUCCCGGUGUUUCAUUGUUAGUCAUCUGCUCAGUUCAAGUUGAGGCCUGUGUACACAUGCAUAAAGUCAUGCAAUCAGGUGUGUGUGUGUGUGGGGAGGGUGGGAUUCACACUGAGCUCUAUGCCAAAGAUACGCCAUUUGCCAUUUUCUCCCACCUCAGAUCAAACGUUAAUGUUCGCCUACACAUUUAGAUUUAAAAUGCAAUGAAGAGUUUUACCUGCAACUCCUGACUACACACAAAGAUUCAUUCAACAAUUUGUGUGCUAGUGAGUGUAUAUUUUAAGGGAGCAAGCUAUAUUGUCUGAGGGAAUAGUUGUCAAGCUACAGAAAUAAUCAUGCCUGGUCAUUUCAUACAUUCACUGUUGUUCUUAUUGAACAUUGUCUUUAUUGUUUUACUUUACUGUAUGGUGUAUGACCCAAAUUAUUCUCACAGACAUUUUCGUCAUCUGAUUUUACAAUCCCACUCAAGAUCCACACCAUAGUGUUACAGUUAGAAAGUUGUUGGCACACACUGUGGACUGGUACGAGAGGACUGUGCAGCUCCAAAGCAAGCCAUGUGGGUCAUUCCACCAAUUCGGUGCCUUUUUGAGAAGUAUAAAGUGGUAAAAAAAUAAUUUAAAAAAAUCACCUUAAUUAGCAUUCUGUCAUAAAGAGCACAUUUUCAACUUUAGCAAGUCUUUAUACAGAUGCAAAAAAAUCUGAUUUAUUGAAUUAUUUGUGUUGUCUAUAUUAAAGGCUACUUCAUUUAAUGUAACAGACUUAAAUGUGUUGUUGGUGCACAAUUUUUACUUAACAUAUCAAAGGGAAGCAAAAACACUCAUUUUGUGCAACGAUCCAUGGAUGUUUGCCUAAUCCUGCAGGGUACUGUUUUGGGGUUAUCUUCGGACUUGUACCAAUAGGAGCUUAGUGGGGGAGUGAGUCGAGCGACAGAGUGAGGUGGCUUCAGUACGGGACCAAAGUCAACAGCAGUCACUACUAGGGAAGGGAUGGCCAGAGUGUCUUGCAGAGAUGAUGUUUAAAUAAAUACUGGUCACCAAACCUGCCUGACCUCUUCAGACCUGUGUACUGUACAGUGGCUUCAACCAUUUUAAUGACUGCUGCCCUAUUUGUUGAGUUAUGACAAUGACAGCUGCUGUUUUGUGCGUGUGAUAACAUUGGUUUAUGUUGUAAAAUGAUGUGGUAAGAUGUAUAUUUCCGUUUGAACUUCCAUGUGCCUGUAUUGCCAGGUAGUGGAGGUUAACCCAACAAUACUACUCAAAAGUAUUUUUUCAAUAGCUCUCAGUAGUGGUUUUGCCAAACCAUAUAGCUGCUAAAGUGCCAUAAAUUCUAUAAAAAUAAAAUGUUAUUCUAA
Messenger RNA from Oncorhynchus nerka (sockeye salmon), 3066 nucleotides. Its product is annotated as pleckstrin homology domain-containing family A member 1-like. NCBI's taxonomy places the organism in Eukaryota, Metazoa, Chordata, Actinopteri, Salmoniformes, Salmonidae. The record is from RefSeq and is a predicted model, not a curated record. The transcript is spliced from 12 exons. Bases 180 to 1385 code for a protein of 401 amino acids.